CGGGGGCGGCGCCCGCUGCCCCGGCGGUGUCCCAGGCCGGCCGGACUGCAAGGUGCGGUGGGCGCAGACAGUGUGAGCGUCUGUGUGGGGGCGUUCGGAGCCUGCCCGCCAAGUGACCACGGCUGGGCCAUGGGGACCGCGCUCGUGUACCACGAGGACAUGACCGUGCCCAGACUGCUCUGGGACGACCCCGAGUGUGAAAUCGAGUGCCCUGAGCGCCUGACCACAGCCCUGGAGAGCCUGCGACAACGUGGCCUGGAGCAGAGGUGCCUGCGGCUGGUGGCCAGGGAGGCCUCUGAGGAGGAGCUGGGCCUGGUGCACAGCCCUGAGUAUGUGGCCCUGUUGCGGGGGACCCAGUCCUUGGACACGGACGCGCUCCGAGAGCUGUCGGCACAGUACGACGCCGUCUACUUCCACCCGAGCACCUUCCACUGUGCGCGGCUGGCCGCGGGGGCGGCCCUGCAGCUGGUGGACGCGGUGCUGACCGGAGCUGUGCACAAUGGGCUCGCCCUGGUGAGGCCUCCCGGGCACCACAGCCAGCGGGCGGCCGCCAGCGGAUUCUGCGUGUUCAACAACGUGGCGGUGGCGGCCCAGUACGCGAAGCAGAACCUGCCCGCGCCGCUGGCCCUGGACGCCGCCGCCGUCCGGCAGGAGGAGGCAGCUCCGUGGGGAGAGCUGCAAGCUUGGGCCAGGCCACACGCUGCCCUGACCCAGGCUGAGGCCCUCGCCGCGCUGGGGAAAGCCCUGCGCCUGCUAGACGGGAUCCAGGCCCGGCAGGUGAGCAGCGGCCUGGCAGCCGUCCCUGCACCCGCGGUGGCCGCCUCCCUGGACGUGGCCCUUCAGCGCUGUCUGUCCCAGGGCGCCCAGAGGCUCUUGUGUGUGGCUGUGGGGCAGCUGGACCCGCCCCCCGCCCUCGCCGACGACGGGAGGACUCUGUACCUGAACAUCAGGGGCGAGGAGGUGGCUGCGCCGUCCAUGUUCCGUGUCUCCAUGCCACUGCCAAGGACCACGGGCGGAUUCCUGAGCUGUGUCCUGGCCCUGGUGCUGCCCCUGGCCUAUGGCUUCCAGCCAGACCUGGCGCUGGUGGUGCUGGGCCCGGCCCACGGCCUGCAGGACCCCAGGGCUGUGCUCCUGGCCGCACUGCUGCAGGCGCCGGCAGGGGGCCGAGUCUUAGUCCUGGUGGAAGAGGAGUCCACGCCGCAGCUUACAGGGGCCCUGGCGCAGGCGCUGCUUGGGGAGCCACCGCCCAGCCUGGGCGCCUUCUCCCCGGCCUCCCCGGAGGACAUGCGGGCCCUGCUGUACCUGAGGGGCCAGCUGGGGCCGCGCUGGGAGCUGCUGCAGUUGGCCGCCCCGCAGUGAGCGCUGACGCCUGUCAGCCUGAGAGCAGCCAGGGGGGAGUAUUCACAGCCCAGGAACCCCGAGAGCGCGUGGCCGGAGCCACCAGCAGCGACUCGACUCGCCACCCAGGCCAACGCAAGGACCGGCCUCCCUCCUGGACCCGCCCCUCCGCGGAAGCCCCGCCCCGGCCCCGCCCCUCCAGCAGUAAACGCCAGUC
Molecule: messenger RNA, 1555 nt
Organism: Condylura cristata (star-nosed mole)
Lineage: Eukaryota; Metazoa; Chordata; Mammalia; Eulipotyphla; Talpidae
Gene: HDAC10
Product: histone deacetylase 10
Exons: 13
Coding region: 130-1359 (409 amino acids)
Biological process (GO): chromatin organization
Cellular component (GO): histone deacetylase complex
Molecular function (GO): histone deacetylase activity
Source: RefSeq, a predicted model, not a curated record